AUGGCUCUCUCCUUCAUCCAUGAAAAUCAUAUGUUGCGUGUACUAGCCAUCGCAGCGCUGCACCUGCUGCAGCUCCAGACCGUCACACCAGUGCUCCUAGCAGACACCAACCUAGCAUGGCCUGGUUGCAUUAGCAAGUGCGGUGAGGUCAGCGUACCUUACCCGUUCGGUGUUGGUGCCGGGUGCUACCGCAAAGGUUUCGAGCUCACCUGCAACGAGACCUACAACCCCCCGAAGCUCUUCUUGGAUUUGGAUGGUACAGGAGCCGAGGUGCUCAACAUAUCUCUGCAUCAUGGGAAGCUCUAUGUUGAUAAUGGUAUCGUCAGGCUUUCCGGGAGGGAUAGUUACAAUAUGACAUGGGGGAUCCCCCUUGAUGGCAGCAUCUUCUCAGUAUCCCCGUUUUGGAACAACUUCGUCAUCAUGGGCUGUGGGUUUGAGUUUCGUGUUAGUCAGCCAGAUGUAGACAACAUGAUCGUUAGGUGUACAUCAUCGUGCCUGCUUGGGCGUCCUGCAGUAGCCACUGAUGGCGUGUGCUCUGGUGUUGGCUGCUGUCAGGCAUCCAUGCCAGGAGCAGGCAACAUGUACUCCAUUAAGCUUGCCUCUUACACUGCAGUAGAGGACAUAACCAUGCCAGGACAGCCAUUCAACGCUACUUUAGUCAUGGUGGCGAACGAGUGGUGGGAAACAGACAACCAUUCCAUGCUAUUGCAGAAGGCAGUCUCAGAAUCAGAUGGUCUAGCCACAUCUGCUGGGCCAGUGCAAACCAAGGCGGUUGUCAAGUGGAAUUUCAGCAACUCGUCUUGUGCUGAUGCUCAGAGCUCAGAUGAUUUUGGGUGCCUCAGCUACAAUAGUUACUGCCAUGAUCACUGGACUGGCGAAUCCUCAGGGCACAUAUGCCGCUGCAGUAAUGGUUAUGAGGGCAACCCUUACAUACCAAAUGGAUGCCAAGGAUUAGCUGUUGCUACAGGGUUUGGCAGUGGCGCACUCCUUCUGCUUCUGACUUUUUCUGCUAUUCUCGUAAGGGGAAAGCUAAGAGCCCAAAAGGCCAAACAAUUGAGAGAUUUUUUCUUCAGGAAAAAUCGUGGGUUGUUGUUGCAACAGUUAGUAGACAAGGACAUUGCUGAAAGGAUGAUCUUCAGCUUAGAAGAGCUAGAAAAGGCAACAAAUACAUUUGACGAGGAUCGAAAGAUCGGCAACGGAGGCCAUGGCACCGUCUACAAAGGCAUAUUGUCUGACCAGCGUGUCGUUGCCAUUAAGAGGUCAACGCGAGCAAUCCAAAGUGAAACGGAUAAUUUCAUCAAUGAGGUCGCCAUUCUUUCUCAAAUAAACCACAGGAAUGUGGUAAAACUCUUUGGAUGCUGUCUAGAGACAGAAGUUCCACUGUUAGUCUAUGAGUUCAUUUCAAAUGGAACCCUUUAUGAGCAUCUUCAUGUUACUUCUUCACUGUCAUUGUCAUGGAGGGAACGACUGAGAAUUGCGCUUGAAGUUGCGCGGUCCCUUGCAUAUCUACACUCAGCUGCUUCAGUGUCAAUAAUUCACAGAGACAUCAAGGCCACCAACAUUCUGCUUGAUGAUAAUCUAACAGCCAAAGUGUCAGACUUUGGAGCUUCCCGAGGCAUCCCUAUUGAUCAGACUAGAGUAACAACUGCCAUUCAAGGGACUUUUGGAUAUCUGGAUCCAGAGUGCUACAACACGAGAAAGCUCACUGAGAAGAGUGACGUGUACAGCUUCGGUGUCAUGCUAGUGGAGCUUUUAACAAGGGAGAAACCACAUAUUUACAUGUCACCAGCAGGUUACAGUCUGGUGGAACAGUUUCUCUUGCUACACAACCAAGGCAAGCUCUCUGAGAUACUAGACCCUCAAGUCGCCAGGGAAGGGGAUGAAGAUGCCAGGGAAGUGGCAGAGGUCGCAGCAUUGUGCAUAAGCUCAAGCGGGAAAGAUAGGCCCAUGAUGAAGCAAGUCGAGAUGAGACUUGAGGCACUGCAAAGUGCAUCAACCAACAUUGGGAACAACCCAAGAACCGAGGUGCACGUAGUGAACAUUCCUUCAGCUGGGCAAGGAAGUGGUGAUACUGAUGGGACCAGGCGGUUCAGUAUGGAAAGGGAGAUCUUGCUAUCUAUGGAAUUCCCACGGUAA
Messenger RNA from Setaria italica (foxtail millet), 2136 nucleotides. Its product is annotated as putative wall-associated receptor kinase-like 16. Gene Ontology annotation, cellular component: plasma membrane. NCBI's taxonomy places the organism in Eukaryota, Viridiplantae, Streptophyta, Magnoliopsida, Poales, Poaceae. Gene Ontology annotation, molecular function: protein serine/threonine kinase activity; ATP binding; polysaccharide binding. The record is from RefSeq and is a predicted model, not a curated record. The coding region runs from base 1 to 2136 and encodes 711 amino acids. The transcript has 2 exons. Gene Ontology annotation, biological process: protein phosphorylation; cell surface receptor signaling pathway.